This is a messenger RNA of Spodoptera litura, 4843 nucleotides long. RefSeq names its product facilitated trehalose transporter Tret1. Gene Ontology annotation, cellular component: membrane. Gene Ontology annotation, biological process: transmembrane transport. Lineage: Eukaryota; Metazoa; Arthropoda; Insecta; Lepidoptera; Noctuidae. Gene Ontology annotation, molecular function: transmembrane transporter activity. The record is from RefSeq and is a predicted model, not a curated record.
UAAACGAUUGAUUUGUUGUGAAUGCGAUCGCACACAGUUGGCAGUUCGUUUGAAGCCACGGUCGUGCUUGGCUGUAUGCGUUUCACUUGUGUCGGUGGUCGGUCAGUGUUUUUAAAAAAUGAAUUUCUUAAUAACGAAAUUAAAAUGGACGAAAGGGACGCGGAUAACACAAUAUGUAUUUGCAAUUAUUAUUACAAUUCCGCUGCUAAGCUUCGGUAUGGUGCAAGGGUGGUUGUCGCCUAUGAUAUCAGUGCUACAGUCUGAUGAUGGACCCUCACCGAAGCCUUACACCAGUUCUGACAUCUCCUGGAUGGCCUCAGUCACUUACAUCACAGCCAUCAUCUUUGGAGCUCCAAUGGGGUAUCUAACCGAUAGAUUUGGAAGAAAACUGAUGACCCUAGUGACAACUCUGUCGUUAAUUAUCUACUGGCAGAUCAAGCUGCUAAGUCUGGAACCGUGGGCAUUGAUCUUAGCCCGUGCAGUCGCCGGUAUACCUUGCUCCUCUUGCUACAUCGUCCUCCCCAUAUAUCUGAAGGAGAUCAGCGAUAUUGACCUACGAGGGGCCUUGGGAUCUCUUCUCAUUUUAAAUAGAAACAUCGGUUACCUGAUGAGCUACAUUGGAGCAGAUGUGCUGAGCGUCAACACAAUGCUAUGGCUCGGUCUACUGGUGCCCACAGUGAUCUUCUUCAUCUUCCUCGCCAUGCCAGAGACACCUGAAUACCUGGUCAAACAAGGAAAAGUCGACGAAGCCAAAACAGUACUAGCCUGGCUCCGAGGAGUGAGCGUAGUGGACCGAGGCGUGGAACAAGACAUCGAGAGCAUCGUCAGGGUGGACAAGCAGACACAGGCUGACUCGCAGUCCGUCUGGAAGAUUAUUUGGCAAGACAAACCCACCUUCAAAGCGUUCAUCAUCACAAUAAUUAUCAAGAUCACACAACAGUUCGAUGGGUACCUCAUCGUACUGAUAUACGCUGGUUUUGUCUUCGAACGAGCUUCAGAGUCCAUCAGCCUUAAACUCAGUCCCAACAAGCAAGUUAUGCUGAUCGGAGUGGUUCAGUUAUUAGGGUCCAUCGUCGCUACUUGUAUUGUGGAGAAGACUGGUAGAAAGCUUCUACUAGUAAUAACAUCGUUCACCGUAGGACUAGGUAUGGUGGUCCUAUCAGCGUGGUUCUACAUGACCUCGUCAGGGUUCUGGCUGCCGGGCUGGUUACCGGUCCUCGCCAUGUGUCUCUGUAUCUUCGCUGAUGCUGCAGGCUUCCAGCCUAUAUCAUAUAUCAUUAUCACUGACUUGUUUACGUUCCAGCUCCGUGGCAACGUGUCAGCCUUCGCGAACGUGUGCGCUAAGCUUAGCAACUUCAUUCAAACGAAAUGGUUCACCAUUAUCUGUGAACUGAUCGGUAUACAUUGGACCUUCCUAUUCUUCUCUGCAAUCUGCUUUAUCGCUUGCUUCUACACCAUCAUCUACUUCCCCGAAACCAGAGGCAAGACCAUCGAUGAAAUCUACUCCAAACUAUCAGGUAAGGCCAAGAAAGAUGACAGCAGAAUUGAGUCUGUACCUUAAAUUUUUACCACUCAAGGUUGAAAUUCCAGUGUCACUGAUUCCAACUAUAUGAGCUAGAUCGAAACUUUACUGUCACUGUCGCACGAUAGUCAACUUUAUUUGUUUCACGUUUCAGUUGAUUUUUAUUCUAGUGACUGUUAUUAUAAUUAUUAUUUUCUUGUAAUCAAUUUUUAUGCAAUGAUUUUUGAACUUUAUUGCAAGGCAAUUAAGUUUGUAUUAUUUAAUUUUCAAUUUUAUUUUUAACUCGUUCGACUUCACAGUCCAAUGAUGGACAAAGGCUUAUAAAAGUCAUAUUAGUUGUAGUUUCUGUAUUCAUGGUAUGAAUACUAUUUAAUUUAUCGUUAGCCAAUCAGAGAAGGCCAAAGUGACGUCAUCUAUGUUGUCUUAAAAUCCACCAAUGAAAUAGGGAUGAUGGCAAAUUCCGUCUUAUGUAUAUUGUCGUCACAAUUUAUAAACAUGUUUGUGACGUCAUAUUUUAGUAAACAGUAUAAUUCCAUUGUUAUAGAAAUAAAUUCAAAAUCAAUUUAUUUCUUAAAGCUACACAUAUUAUUUGCAAUUUCUUCGCAAACAUUUUAUUUUAUUUGUUUAAUCAUCCCUGUUUUGUUUGGUUGUAUUAUAAUAAUUUAUGUUAAGAUUUUUAUAUUCAUGAUGACGUCGUAGUUACUUUCAUGCAAAUGAAUUAAAUAGUCACAUCAUAUCAAAAUUUGUUAAGUAAUUUAAUAUUAUGAGCCCAAAAAUACAAAAAAACUGUCGUAGGUUUUCCUCUUGUGAUGUUAUGUGCGAAUUUAUUUAUAGAAUGUCGAUUUUAAUUAAUUAUUUAUUAUUAUUUUAUGAAUGUAUAUAAAAUUUGCGUGAAAACGCCUUAUUAAUUUAUUAUGAUAAAGCUCUUUCAAAAACCAAGCGUUACUUAAAAAAUUUUCAAGUUAGUCUACGAGUACUGCCAAUAGAUGUCGCUACGUCUCUUGGUGGUAGUUAGAGAUGAAAAUUUAAACUCACAAUAAUUCGAGCUUAAGGUAUACUGGUUUAUACCCAAGUAUUAAGAAAUGCUUGAAUUUUGAUUGAGAUUCAAAAAUAAGUCCAAAUAGGUACUCAAACUCUAUUCUAUAUCAUCUAUAAGUCAACAAUGUAUUUUGUCUUGCUGUCUUUGUUACAGUUUUAAAACUUCAUAAUGUUGCGUACUGUUUGAGUGUUAAGACAUGAUUAAUUAUUAUACAUAUAAAUAUAAUUCUACACUCACAGCUUUGGUCACAACUAGUCCAUUGUGUAUUCUGUAUGUUAUAUUCAUCUAAUUCCCACAAACUCGAGACUAGUUCCUUUACACGCACCAAUCAGAACACUGCUUUUUAGCGCAUCGUGUUAAACAGCCACACCUGAUUGGCUCAUAACAGCUUCUUAGCAUGUCACUACUGUCCGUUUUACCAUCACGACGUUAAGUCAUACAUCUAUUCAAAUGCAUAGAUAAAUCACUCCCAGUUCAGUCGACUAUCCAUCUUAUACUAUUCUGUUACAUAGCGUAUGGCCUUUAGUUAGCAUACUACAUCUCAUCAUCAUGGUCAUCACCGAUCUAUUUCAUGGCAUAGGCCUUCUCAAGUUCCCCGAAAAUGGCAAAAUGUUCCUUUCUGCCUCAAACUUUGAGUCUUUAGUUCAGCAUCUAUUCAGGUACAUAAAAAUACUAUCAAAAAAUCCAUGUAGUAAUUAAGUCAUUGUAGAGACUGGCACCGAUCUUCCAGGACCUAUUAGUGUUGAUACUCUGCUUCUGUGCUAUAGGCUCUCUAGUGCAGCUUUUAUCGAGAAAUAUUAAAAUAAAUGCUAUUUGAACCACAUUUUUUGUGGUCGAUCGAAAGAUCCCCUUUGCAACACGACCGAUGAAAAUUCCUUGUCAUUCCCAACAUGAAGUAAAAGUAAGAUAAAAACUGUCUGCAUAUGCUCAAAGGGCAUAUCGUGAUGAAAUGUUUAUAUUCCUUGAGACUAUGAACACAACAAAUACAGUUUAUUGCAUCAGUAAGUAAUUUAUGGACAAAGUACCCAGUAGAACAUAGAAUCUACUUGUCCGGAAACAAGCCAUUGUCCAACAACAAAGGAGUUGUCAAUAUCGUCGAUAGAUGGCGUUGAUAUCAAAUUUGAUUGCCCUAUGGUUCCGUUACUGUUUUCUUUUAUUACUGGAUAUUUACUGAAGUUGUAAACUGUACUUUAAGUCUAUGUACACAUUUAUUACACGAUAAAUUCCCAAAUGAUUUAAUAAUUAUGACCUAAGUGCUGUAAUAAUUGUUUGUUUCAGUACUUAGACUAAAUAUUGUAUUAAAAUUAUUGUACUUAUUUAAUUUAUUUUAUUGAUUAUAAUCAUGUACGCCAGUUUAUUGAGCUAUUACUUAUUAAAGAGGGGUAGCUUGAUGUGCUGGUACUUGUGUCACGGGGAAUAGAAAAAUGUAGUCAUAGUUAAAGUAACUUCAAAGUUAUAUAUUCAAAAUUAUAGUACAAAUUGAUGAGGACUCGUAAGACCAAUCGUGCAAACAUGGUGUCCACAGAGAGACUAGAACAACACUAGGGAUGAUUUGGUUGAACAACUCUAUACAUUUUGUUGGCAGCGAGGUCGUACGACCAUGGUCUUCUCGUGAAAUAAGCUUCUAAAAGCUACCUAUAACUACAUUUUCUCUUACCCCAUGUAUACUUGUAUAAUUUAAUUUAUUAAGUGUAUAUUUAUGAGCCAUUGUAGAGCAUAAAUAAUUACCUAUUAGUAAUUUACUUGAUUAUUAUUAUUAUUUGUAGAAUAAUUCCAUGUAAAUAAUUUCAUGUGCCUAACUUUAGAAAGUAAUCCUAGAAGGAUAUUUAGUUCUUAAAAACGCCACUGGUGUUAUGAUUGGCGGUAGUGAGACCAUUACGUGAAAAUGGUGAUAUUUUAGUAAAUGAAUGCUUAAUUAUUGUUUUCUUUAAUGAAAUUUGUUUUAAAAUACAUUUUUUGUUUGCAAAACAAGUGCUUAUUAUUUUAUCAGAGGUGACUUAUCUGUCUGGUAUUUUAAAAUGACAAUUGACAUUUAAAAAGAAUAUGGUCCUUAUUGACAUAACACUAGUUCGAAAUCCUUUCGACAGAGGCGCUGUCCGCAAAGAGCUAUCAAGAUAAAAUGUAAAUUAACUAUUCAAUCUCUCACUAGAUGGCAUUAGUCACAUUAGUUCUAAUUUCAAUUUCGACAGGCGCACAAAGUAUUGCGUAUUAAAUGAUGCGUUUUGAAAACGUAAUUAAAAAUGUAAAUAUGUGAUAAUGAUAAGAAAUAAACAUAAUAUAAU